Aegilops tauschii subsp. strangulata is the source of this 5533-nucleotide messenger RNA. Lineage: Eukaryota; Viridiplantae; Streptophyta; Magnoliopsida; Poales; Poaceae. The record is from RefSeq and is a predicted model, not a curated record.
CACUCCACAUAGAAAUACAUGUAAUUAGCUAGGCCUUGACGGCAAGAAUCAAAAGCAAGGCAGGCAGGAGGCUAGCUCGCUCCUCCUCGCAUUGACUUCCAUCCAUCGACCUUUGCCGCUGCGAGCAAGAUCGAUUUCAUAACUCGUAAAUAGGGACUUGCAGAGGAUUGCUUUGGCAAAACAUCGACCGAUCGCCGUACGUAACCAAGUGAUUGCAAAUGGACAGUGAAGCCUGUACAAGUCACGUCGACCUCCUGGAGAGGCUUCUGCUUGAUGAAAGCGCAGAGCCCACAAACCUGCCUUUAUCACUCCUGCAAGGCAUCACAAAUUGUUUCUCUUCUGAUCACGAAAUUGGCAGAGGCGGGUUUGCGGUGGUUUAUAAGGGAGUUGUCGGCAAAGGUAUAGUCGCUGUGAAGAAGCUGACCAACACAUUUGCUGUUCCGGAGAUUAAAUUCCAUGAAGAGGCUAGAAAUCUGAUAAAGGCCAAGCACAAGAAUAUAGUACGGUUUCUGGGGUAUUGUGCUGACACGCAAGGAAAAAUGGAAGAAUACGAGGGGAAUCUUGUCAUGGCAGAUCAACGGAACUGGUUACUCUGUUUUGAGUAUGUAUGCAACGGGAGUCUCGAUAAGCACAUUACCGAUGCAACUUGUGGACUUAAUUGGAGAAAUCGGUAUCAAAUAAUCAGGGGGUUGUCUGAGGGCUUAGUUUUCCUCCGUGAGAAGGGAAUUCUUCACUUGGACCUGAAGCCAGCUAAUAUCUUAGAUGGUCACAUGAUACCCAAAAUUGCUGAUUUUGGUUUAUCAAGAUGCCUCACUCAAGCGCAGACCUAUGUUAUUACUAAAAACAUAGUUGGAACAAUGGGAUAUACUGAUCCAGAGUACAUCAGAUCGGGCCUAAUUGGAUUCUCAUCAGACGUAUAUAGCCUUGGCGUUAUAAUCAUGGAGAUACUGACAGGAGUGAGGCAUAAUCGCAAAGAUGAGCAUGUAGUUGAAAGAUGGAUGAGUCGAUUGGGAGUAUCAGAGGGGGACAUGCAACUAAAACGUGAGAUAGCGGUAGAGUGCAUGAACUUGGACCCAGAGAAGAGACCAGAUGCAUGCCAUAUAAUUGAUAGGCUUGAUAAAAUUGAGGGUACUGACAAAGAAGACGAAACUGGCACCAACAGUUCAAUCAUUGAGUUGCAGUUAAGUUUACCAAGGGAACAAUAUGCAGAAAGAGUUGGAAAGCCUGCAGCCGAGAGCCUCCAAGUGGAUGUCGGGGAACACUCUGAAAUAUUGGAAAAUGGCACAGACAGUUUGGAAUUGCGACAUUCCCAGGAAGGCCUGCAGAAAUUAGACGAAUUGUCAAUAUGUGGAGUGCAAGAGACGAAGCAAAAGGUUAAGCAUCGUGGCACAAGCAUUUCCAGCUCUAUCUCUAGUGUAUUCUACAAGUUAAACAGUUUAAACAUCUUCAACAAGAAAGCAAGCAGGAACCUCCAUCACACAUUAGAAAAGUCGCAUAAUGUGAAGAUCUUCAGAAAGGAGGAGCUCAGACCAAUAAUGAGGAGUACCAAUUUAAUUGGAAGAGGUGGCUUCGGUAAAGUUUACAAGGGUGUUGUUGAUAACACACUGGUUGUGGUAAAGCCGAUUAGUUGUUCUUCCCUAGGUAAUGUAGCAUAUGAAAAUUAUGUCAUUGGCAUGUGUCAAGUCAGCCACAAGAACAUCGCUAGGCCCAUAGGCUGUUGCUUAGAAGCAGAUACCACCAUUCUAGUGUACGAGCUCAUCUCCAAUGGAAGUGUAGAUGGUAUUCUUCACGACGGCAACAGAACAGCCCUCAACUUGGAUGUGCGUCUAAAUAUCAUUGCGGAAUCAGCACAAGGUUUAGCUUAUCUACAUUCACAAGCUCAUACAAAAAUCCUGCAUGGUGAUUUAAAACCGGAAAAUAUCCUCUUGGAUGAUAACUUUAUACCAAAGAUCUCAGACUUUGGUAUAUCGCCGUUGAUUGCACGAUAUAAUGAACACACUACCAAUAUCAUCGGUGACAUGACUUAUAUGGAUCCAGUGUACCUGCAAACAGGCCGGCUGACUGAGAAAAGUGAUGUCUACAGUUUUGGAGUUGUGAUCUUGGAGGUCAUCAGCAGGAAGAAGGCCACUCAUUCUGAACAUAACAGCCUAGUGAAGAGUUUCCUUGAGGUUCACAAAGAAGGGAAGAAAGCAACCGAGCUGUUUGAUAAGGAAAUUGCGGUGACAGCAGGAGAUUUUGAAAUUCUUGACCGUCUGGCAGAGAUUGCUGUGGAAUGUAUUAACCUUGACGUCGAUCAAAGGCCCACGAUGACAGAUGUCGAGGACCGCCUUCUCAUGCUGAACCGAUCUUGUAGGUCGCAAGCUCAAAUGGACCGUCAGGCCAGCACAAGCCACAUCCAUGUCCUGGAGAGGAUUCUGCUCGACGAGAACGCGGAGCCCACGGACCUGCCGCUAUCACUUCUCAAAGGCAUCACAAAUGGCUUCUCUCCUGCUCACCAAAUUGGCAGGGGCGGGUUUGCGGAGGUUUACAAGGGAGUGGUCGGGAAAGGUAUGGUCGCCGUGAAGAGGCUGUCAAGGACGUUUGCUGUCCACGAGAAUAAAUUCCAGGAAGAGGUCAAAUGCCUGAUAAAGGCCAAGCACAAGAAUAUUGUCCGGUUUCUGGGGUAUUGCGCUGACACGCAGGGUAAAAUGGAAGAGUACGAGGGGAAUCUUGUCAUGGCAGAUCAACGCAACUGGUUGCUCUGUUUUGAAUAUGUAUGCAACGGGAGUCUCGAUAAGCACAUUACUGCUGCAACUUGUGGACUUAAUUGGAGGCAGCGCUAUCAAAUAAUCAGGGGGAUAUGUGAGGGGUUACUUUUUCUGCACAAGAAGAGAAUUCUUCACUCGGACCUGAAGCCUGCUAAUAUAUUGCUAGAUGGUCACAUGGUACCCAAAAUUGCUGAUUUUGGUCUCUCGAGGUGCCUCGGUGAAGAGCAAACCCGUUAUAUUACUCAAAACCUAUGGGGAACACUGGGAUACGUGGAUCCAGAAUACAUCAGAUCAAGACAAAUCUCAUUCUCGUCAGACAUGUAUAGUCUUGGCGUUAUAAUAAUGGAGAUAGUGGCAGGAAUUAGGUGCUAUCGCGAAGAUGAGGAUGUAAUUCAAAGUUGGAUGAUUCGAUUGGAGGCAUUAGAGGGCGACAUACAGUUGGAACAAGUAAGAGUAUGCUGCAAGAUAGCGGUAGAGUGCAUGGACUUGGACCCAAAGAAGAGACCAGUUGCACAACACAUAGUUAACAGGCUUGAUAAAACGGCAAGUGCAGACUAUUUAGACGAAACUAGCAUUGGAAAUUCAUUAUUUCAGCCGUGGGUAAGUUGUCCAAGGGAGCAACCUGGAGAAAGAAUUGGAAAACUUGCAGCUGGGAGCCUCCAAGUGGAUGUCGAGGAACACUCUGAAAUACUGGAAGAUGUCGCAGAAAGUAUUGAAUGGCUUCAUUUCCAGGAUGGCCAACAGAAAAUAGACCAAUUACCAUCACGGGGAGUGCAAGAUACGAAGCAAAAGGUUAACCGUUGUGGCACAAGCAUUUCUAGCUGUAUCCCUAAUGUGUUCUACAAGUUAAACAAAUUGAACAUCUUCCACAGGAAAGCAAGCAGGAACCUCCAUAGCAUCGACAUGCACACAUUAGAAAAGUUACAUAAUAUAAAGAUCUUCACAAAAGAGGAGCUCAAGCCAAUAAUAAAUAGUACGAAUUUGAUUGGAAGAGGCGUCUUCUCUCAUGUUUACAAGGGCUAUGUUGAUAACACACAGGUUGCGGUAAAGAUACCGUUUACUUAUAGUUCGCUGCAGAAUUUAGAAUUUGAAAAUCAAGUCGUCAUCAUGUCUCAAGUCAGCCACAAGAACAUUGUUAGGCUCAUAGGUUGUUGCCUAGAAGCAGGCUCCCUCAUGCUUGUGUAUGAGUUCGUCUCCAAUGGAAGCCUUGAUGAAAUUCUUCAUAGCCGCGAUAAGGUUAUGCCUCUCAACUUGGAUGUGCGUCUGAAUAUCGUGGCAGAAUCCGCACAAGGUCUGGCUUAUCUGCAUUCACAAGCCCGUGCCAAAACAGUGCAUGGUGAUGUCAAAUCAGCAAACAUACUCUUGGAUGAUGACUUUGUGCCAAAGAUCUCAGACGUUGGCAUAACGAAGUUGAUUGAUCUGAGUGAUUGGCGAUACAGUAGCAUUCUCGUUGGCGGUGGGAGUUAUAUUAGGGAUCCAGUGUACGUGCAGACAGGCAUGCUGACCGAAAAAACUGACGUCUACUGUUUUGGAAUUGUGAUCUUGGAGGUGAUUAGCGGGAAGAAGCCCAAUCAUUAUGAUGAUAGCAGCUGUGGCCUGGCGACGAGGUUCCUUGAUGUUCACAAAGAGGGGAAGAAAGCAACCCAUCUGUUUGACAUGGAUAUUGCAGUAACAGCAGGAGACUUGGAGAUUCUCGGCCACCUUGCAGAGAUUGCUGUGGAAUGUAUUAACUUUGAUGCGGAUCAACAAAGGCCCACGAUGACAGAUGUCGCGGAGCGCCUCCUCAUACUGAAUCGAUCUCGUAGGCCUCAAGCUGUUUAGCUAUAUAUAUAUAAGCUGAUGCAUAUUGUGGUGCAAACAACAUUCAUAUCUUGGAGUAAGAGAAAGUUUGCUGCACCGAAAAAAUUCGUCAAGAGUGACUGGGUGGUAAAUGGUAACUAAACAAAUGCAUGCAUCAUGAGCCCUGGAGCUCUGGAGCAGGAGGAUGCAAAGGAAGGACGACCCAAGCUACUCCACCUACUCCGGCCGGCGAUCUCGGCGAGGCUGUGAAACUGCCCCGCCUUCGUGUCUGAAGCUCCGGUGUCCUGGUGUGGCGCUUCGUUUAUCUGAAUUUCUCUUCUGUUUUUCUCAAGUUCGGUGUGUCCCCCACUUGUUUUGUUUUUCUCUGUACGUAAAGGGUAACAUAAAUGCAGAGUAGCAGGGAAAUGCAUCAAUAAUCAGACUAGCUGUGAAGGUAAACUUCGCUUGUUGUGUUAGAUAAAAGAAGUGCCACACAUCAAUCUAAAGCAUUUUUACUGAUAAUCUAGAGGAUUAGGAAAUUUAGAUUUUUUUCCCCGUAGGGAGUUUGAUUUUUAGGAUUAAAUAUGACUUUUCGUAUGUAUUUGUUAGAACUACAUUUUGUCAGGGGUUGCUUGCAAUAUAUUUAUAUAGAAAUUUUCAGUGACUCAAACAUAUUGGAAGUAUUCCUUUGCUUUGGAAAAGGAAACACUUCCUGCCGACCGACCGGCCGAAGCUUUGGCCAGUCGCAUCCAUGCAUGCAAACCCCAGCGAAUCCAAGCGCGACACAUAGGGUCGGGGGCCCACCCCACCCUAUAUUUUACCUUUGUUUAUAUUUUCGAAAAGCAUCUGAAUACAUAUAUUUCAAAACUUAAUUUACUUAAAAAAUAAACCACGGAUUAGAAAAAUGUUAACACAGUGCAAAACAAUUGUUAGCAUAAUUAUCAAAAAAAUAUUGGUAGCUUUCAAAAAAAAGUUUUGUGACAUUUUAAAACUGUUCAAAAAUUUCA